AAAGCUCUAGGUCAAGUAAGGUAAUCCAGAUGGCUCUCAAAACAUGGGAAUUCGUAUAAGCGUACUCUUCAUAAAAGUCUAUAUAUUGACAGCCAUAUACUUCAUAGCAAUUAUUUGUACAACCAGAAAUCAUGAUUAUGAAUACUCGCAUUCUUUGAAACUAAGCAAGAUUCCUAAUGAUUCUUAUAUACUAAUCCACACUUUGGGAGGCGAAAUUUUAUGUGUUCAUAGACGCUCUGGACAUGUAAAGUGGAAGUUUGAUUCUGCCUCUGCUCUUAGCGCGAGUUAUGACAAUGGGCCAUUACUGGUUGUAGAUCCAAUUAGCGGUUCUCUCUAUGAAUAUGCAAGUUCCGUCUCAGAAUUCUUAUUUCAACUGUUGGAUCAUUCCAUCAUGGGGCACGUCCGACGUUCUCCUGCAUACUACAAAAACUACUUAUCUCUCGGUUCUAAAUCGGACUUUUGGACCUCUGUGGAUAUGAAUUCAGGGAAAAUUUUCGAGUCAGUAUUUCAAAAUUACGUGGAUAAGUGCCCAACUUCAUUCAAUAAUGAGAAUGUUGACAAACUGCAAAAUUCUGCUGAAGAAGAGACUGAUAUAAUCAACCUUGGAAGAACUCAAUAUAACCUAGUACUUCGUGAUCGUUUUACUGGUUUGGUGAGGCUUAAUAUCACUUACAAUACGUUCGCCUCUCAUACAGAAGCAGAUUUACAAAAUUAUGAUUUACAGCACGUUGCUAUUACUCAACCGGCCUUAUUGACCUUUGAAGGGUCUAAGUUAAUAUGGAGUCUACCGUUAUCAUCUCCUGUAAUCGGCAUGUAUGCAUUAUGGUCACCGUCUGAUUCAUCAUCUAGUGUUCAUGCAACGAACGAAAACACCAAUAAUAAUAUUAAUAGCAAUAACAAAGAAUCCAUAAAAGAGACAACUAAAUUACCACGAAUCCUUAGACGUAUCGCAUUUACAACUUAUGCAUUAGAUUUACAUAAUAUGACAAAUCCUACAGAUGACCAAAUUUAUGAUGAAUUGGAAGCGAAAUUUAAUGGAACGUUAGAUUUAGCACCUUCAUUAUAUAUUGGACGUUCAAAAUCAACUCCAGUUUACGCUUUGAUGUGUCUAGCAGAGGCUACAUUACGAAUACGUGGUUUACGUAGAGCAUCUGAAAUGUAUAUGUUGGAAGGUCCGAAAAAUUUAAUUGUCAUGGGUAAUAAUCAACAAACUACUACCACUACUAAGACUACAAUUACUACUGAUACAAAUAAUAAUAAUAAUCACAAAGAUAAUUGGCCAACUGGUCUAAUCGGUUUAUAUGAAUUACCUACAAGUUAUAAAAAAACAUCAUCAUGGGAUGAUAAUCGGAUUGAUGACCAACCAAUGUCUACACUGAAACGUGGCAAACGAUUAAAGCGCUUAUCGUCCAUAUCAUCAUCGGAUUCGUCUACAAUGUGGGCUGUCAUUGUACCUCCACCUAGUCCACUAACACAUCCAACGGAAACUGUAAAUUCUUCGAAAAUUACAAUAUUACGAGAUUUACCUGUUAACAAGACUUACAUCAAUGGUAUUGACAAGUAUUCUGAUGAUAAACAUGCGAAGAUUACUCCUACUAAUAAAUUAUUUUGGUUACUGUCAAUUUUCUUCACUGUUUUGUGUAUACCUCCUGUGUUCGUAUACUUCAUCAACCAUUUUGUUAAAUCUAAUACAAUGAGCUGUUUAACAUUGAUUUCGAACUUUAAAACAAUAUGUAAGAAUUUUACUAUCGUGUACAAUGUCGUUUCAAAAUCGUACGCUACAAAUAUCGACAUGAAAAAUAGUCGUCUGUCGGCAAGUGCACUUAAAACAAAAACGGAUCUGUCACAAGAAACAAGUUCAAUAGUAGCAGGUCUUCUUCCAUCACACUUCGAUACACCAGAUUCUAGUGGUUGGGCAGGGUGUUCAGCACAAGAAGUUGGACAACCGGAACCAAUUCGUUUUAAUUUAAACAAAGUUUUAGGUCAUGGGGCAAACGGUACUAUGGUUUUUGCUGGAACUUAUGGACCACAUGAAACCGCUGUUAAACGUAUUGUAAGACAUCCUUUAUUAGAAAAACAUUGGCGUCGUGAACAUGCCAUAUUGUUAAAGCAUCAGCAUCCACAUUUAGUUCGUUGUUAUUGGACAGGUAGUACGGCAAACUUUCACUAUUUAGUAAUGCAAAGGUGUUCAUUGAGUUUAAAUGAAGCAUUAACAUCACUGAGUUCAUCAAAUGCAUUGCAAUCAGAUGACAUCAAUUCAACUGAUCCCAUUAAGGCAUCAUUACUCAAUGAUUUGGGUUUAACUCCAGUACAAAUUAUUCAUCAAUUUAUUUUAGCUGUUGCAUGUUUACAUCGUAAUCAGAUUGUUCAUCGAGAUUUGAAACCAAGUAAUAUACUUAUAAUUUUGGAUAAUAGUUCUAAUAAAGUUAAUAAUAAUAAUUCAACCGGGAAAGCACGUGUUGUAGUUGGAGAUUUCGGUUUAUCUCGUCCAUUACCUACAGAUCAACACGAACAACAACAUCAAGAUACAUUCAAUUCAAUUGGACCGCACAUUUCUGUGAAAAUUCAACAAAUUAAAAGUCGUUCACUCUCUUCAACAUCAUACCAAAAUGACAGUAGUGUUGAAUUUAACUCAUCUGAGAAUGAUAUACAAUCGGAUGUUACUAGUGUUACUAAUAAUAAUAGCAAUAAUGUUUUCGGUAUAAGUGUAAGAUAUGGUGACCAAGAAGAAUAUACUCCUGGUAUUGUUAAUAAUUCUAGAAACCCUAAUGUAAAUAACUAUCAUAAUGAUAAAAAUCAAGUAUCAGAUAAUAGUGUAUGCUUCACUUUUGGUACACUUGGUUGGAUGGCACCUGAACUGUGCGAUGCAGAGUCGGCCUCACAAGUGACUUGUGCAAUUGAUAUAUUCGCUUGUGGUCUAUUGGCUUAUUAUGUUUUAACUUAUGGUAAGCAUCCAUAUGAUUGCUGUAGUAAAGAGUUGAAUAAAUUUCAAAUUGACAAAAAUACCCAAUCAACAACUGUAUGUUCGUCAGUGUCAUCCUCGUCAUCUUUUACUACUUCUGGUGGUGGUGGUGGGGACAGCAGCUGUGACACCGUAAAUGAAGUUAAAUCAUUCAGAUGUACCACUUUAAGCCGUCAACAUGAACGACAGUUGGCAAUAGCUGAAGGUCGUCUACCUAAUUUAGACAUUUUGACCGAGAAUCCAAUCAAUGUUCAUGAAAGUUAUUUAGCUCGUUACCUUGUACAAACAAUGCUUUCAUCUAAUCCUAACGAUCGACCAACAGCUGAAGAGAUCACUUACUAUCCAUUGUUUUGGUCACCAAAUAAAGUCAUACGCUUCAUAUCGGAAUUAUCAAAUGUUAUGGAUAUUAAAGAUUUGUCAUUUGAUAUUCCAUCUCAAGGUUGCACUUCUACUAAUCAUUCAGUUGACGCCGCUGACGGAAACUGCACUCAAGACAAUAAUAAUAAUAAUGGAGGUAGUACACCUACUACUAAUUAUCAGUCAGUCAGAGAACAACGUUUCGAUAAUUAUCAUCAACAACAAAUGUUAAAUGAUCUUAUUCGUUAUAGAAAUUGGGUAUUUAAUGAACAUUGGUUUGCUAGACUAGAACCUGAACUGGUUGAUAAUUUAUUAAGUAAUAGAAGCUAUCAAGAUACUUCUCUUAUAUACCUUCUACGUGCUAUACGCAAUAAACAUAAUCAUUUCUGGUCAUUACCAGAACAUAUUCGUGCAAUUUAUGGUUAUAAUCAAGAAGGUAUGUCAAUUUAUUGGACAAUGCGCUUUCCUGCUCUUCUACCGCUUAUCUAUGGUUUAUGUAAUAAACACUUUACUGGUACUAUUAAUUUUUCGGAAUUUCUACCUCCAAAAUCAAUCUGUAAAAUAUAUGUCGGUGCUCCAAAAAAUUGUCCAUGGUGGCCUAUUUGGAAUACCUCUAGUAUUGAUAAUAAUGAAAUAGACGAAAUUUCAAUUCAAGAGAACAAUUCAACAAAAUCACAUGUUCAGUUUAAUCAAAAUGCAAAUAAAUCAAAAAAUUUAGUAAGUGGUUUCAAUAUGUAAUUAAUAUGCUAUGUGUUUAUAGUUGCUAAACAUUGAAUCCAAAUAAAUUAAGUUUUUUUAUUAAAUAUUGAAAGCGUGUACAUUGUUCAAUGUGCACAAUCCAGGAGAAGAAGUUACACUCAUCAAACUUUGAUACUAUAAAAAGAAAUCUAAUAAAAGCUGCCUUUAACAAUCCAUUAAUAACCAUGGUGAUUUUUUUUUAAAUAUUCAACUCGAAAAUAAAACCCACUGGUUUAAAUUACAACACUUAUCUGAUCAUUCAUUAUCUUCAAUGAGAUGACUUUGGGAGACUAAUCAUAGAAACAUUUGAAUUUUAAACUAACAAACUGUAAUCAUAGUUAAGAAUAAAAGUUUGAUGAAAAAUAAGGCUUAUACAGUAUCACUGAUCAUUGACUACUGAACUUGUUUGUUUACUCCUUCUGAACAUAAAUGACAACGUUUAACUGUAUUACUUGAGAUGUUCUUUGUAAAUCAAACUGAAAAUAUAUAUUCUUUAUUGAUUAUGUGUAUGUGAAUAGUAGAUGGAAACGUGGUGACAUUAUGCCCUCCUAUUCUUUGGAACUAAGUAAACCAUACACUAAACCAUCAGAUAUAAUGAAUAAAUCACUUAAAAUCUCAGUAAAACAUGAAUGUGAUCAAGAAUUAAAAUAUGAAACGAUAUAUCCUAAUGAAGUGGAUCCCAAUGAUGAUGUUUGGAAUAAUACUACUGUUCAUAGUAGUCAUAGACGUCGUCGACCUAACCAACCUAAAAAAAUUCGUCCUUCUAAAAAACAAUUCACUAUACAACGACGUCAAGAUUUAAUUUCAAUUGCUGGAACUGAAUUACCUUCCAUAUAUGAAAACAAAUAAUUAUUUGUGAUAUUAUAAAGCUUUUUUUUUCUUUUGUUAUACAAGUUUUCAUUCUUUGUAUUUUAAAUGGAAAUUUUAUUAAAUAACCAAUCGUUAUACUUAAUAUUCCUUUUAAUGAACUAAACAAUCUCUUCCUGUUGUUUUAUACAAAUUGCUUUUACCUUCCAAAUCAACGAUAAACUUUAUACCUCUGUGUGUGUGUGUGUAUGUGUGAUUAUAGUUUUCACUCAAAUAUGUGUGGUGUUUCUCUUCUUAUUUGUUUUGAUUAUUUGUACAUACUACUCUUAACUGAUAAAAAAAUGGUUGAAAUGUGCAGUUACUGUGACUCAUUUGUGAUUAAUAUCGAUAUUGUUAUUUUUUAUACAUUUUGUUUAUGUUUUUUUGGUAUUCACAGAUAUAUAUAAAUAAAUAAAUAUGCACCAUUUUUCUGUUGUAUUUGUGGUUUUUAUUGGAAAUUAAUUUUUGCUACUUCAGUG
Molecule: messenger RNA, 5382 nt
Organism: Schistosoma margrebowiei
Lineage: Eukaryota; Metazoa; Platyhelminthes; Trematoda; Strigeidida; Schistosomatidae
Source: the annotation of a GenBank genome assembly